GAAGAACAUAAAUAAUAAGCUGUAUGCUACUUCAUUGAUUGGGGUAGGCAUUGCUUCGAGCUUGUAUCAUUCUUCAAGAGGGCAAUUCAGAAAAUAUCUAAGAUGGGCUGACUAUACAAUGAUAGCUACUAGUACUAUUGGCUAUUCACCCCCUCUAGUCAGACCCCAAGGGUCCUUCAAGUGGUAUCAGAGCGGGUUCGCUUAAGGAGGACUAAAUGUCGAACGAAGCACACGAGAUGGCCGGACCGAGCAUCUACCCACCGAAGUUCAAGGUGGAAUUCACGAGCUGGAAGAAAAAGAUGGAGGUAUUCUUUAAGACAGAUUUCGAUUUACUUUUAAUAAUGAAAUCCUGUUUUAUAGCACCUAAGGGUAAAGAAGAAUACCAAUGGAUGAAGAAGGAGCAAGUCGACUUCAUGGCAAACGGCAAAACGGAGUUUCACCUGCUUAACGUUUUACCAUCUCAAGAAGUCAACCGGAUCGGAGCCUAUGAGUUAGCUAAGGAGCUCUGGGAGAAAUUCCUGAAACUACAUGAAGGGACCUUGGAGGCAAAACUCGCGAGACGGGAUCUGUUCAGGAACCUGAUCAACAACAUCAAGUUAGAAGAAGGAGAAAUCAUUACACACCUUCACUCAAGAAUAAAGGAACUCAUCACCGGACUCACGAAUCUCAGAGAAAAGAUCCGAAGGAGUCAAGGCACAACAUUGCCUUAAAGGCAAAGAUGAAUGAACGAGAUUAUAAAUCUUCUCUCGAUGACGAUGAAACGACAUUUAUGGUAAGCAGAUUUAAAAAAUUAUUUAAAUCUAACAAAUGCAGGGUACAAAAAGAAAAAGAAAAGUAAGAUGCUACCACUACAAUGAAGAAGGACAUGUAAAAGAUAACUGCCCAAAAUUGAAGAGCAAGGCUAAGGAAAAGAACAAGAAGGCAGCCCAGAACAAAUAUAAAACUUUAAAGGCGACGUGGGACGAAACGUCGUCCGAAUUAGAGAUCGAAGCAAUCCCCGGACUUGCCCUAGUGGCAAGUCACCAAGAAGAUGAAGGCGAAGCAAGCUUGUCUCAAAUGAGCAUCGAGAGCAUCGAUGAAGGGGAAACAACAUUGGAAGAAAGUAGCACUUUAGAGGGAGCUUCAGAUUACGGGAUCGACAAGUGUUUAUCACGUGCACUCCAAAAUGAGAAUCCAAAACUGCUAAUGGCCGCGUCAACAUUGCUUUUGCCAUUUCAACCCUUGAUGGUUUCGGCUCUUCACACAGGAUUAAUGGAGGUGGCAUUUGCCAAACAAGCAUUAUCAAGACCAGAUCUAAAGAUGGCACACAACCUCCAUAAAAUGUCUUCUCUAUUAGGAGGGGCAUUUUUUGUUGCCGAUGAUUGCUUCCCUGAAAUCCCCUAUCUUCAUGCAGCUUGGCAUCUUGCCGCAGCAGUCGGCGUUAGUACAUGUAACAAGCUUCUCGAGUGAUAUACCUAUCGCUUGUUCUUGCAUUCUCAACCCAUUUUUAUUUUUCUCUUGAUGAUCCAAACAUUCAUACAAGAGCUAUUUUAUCACUUCCAAUUUGUCGACAUGUAUUUCUGCUGGCAUACUUCCUAACCAUUAAUGCUACUAUUCUCUAUUCUGUACCUUCUUUUUCA
Molecule: messenger RNA, 1619 nt
Organism: Zingiber officinale
Lineage: Eukaryota; Viridiplantae; Streptophyta; Magnoliopsida; Zingiberales; Zingiberaceae
Exons: 5
Coding region: 808-1449 (213 amino acids)
Molecular function (GO): nucleic acid binding; zinc ion binding
Source: RefSeq, a predicted model, not a curated record